AUCUAUAUGGGCCCAAUCGCCCCGACGUUGCGUCGCCUCAAGAUAUUCUCGCUUUCCUCCCUGACCCUCAGCUUCGGAUUCAUACCUUUCCUCUUCAUCGUCGAAUCCUCCCUACCAUUCGCGGCGCGCGCCACGCUCGCAGGCGUAGCCAUGGCCACCACGAGUGUAUCUACUGCACUCGUCGCCUGGUGCACGCGACCAUACGUUGUCAGCCUUCGGCAGCUCGCUUCACAAGACGUUGCCGAACUCGGCGGAAUCGAAAUGACGACUCUGACGCUCGGACUGAAUGAGCGCCGCACCCGCGUUUACGACACGGCCUUUCUCGUCGAUUCGCGCAGGCCUCUGUCCAAAUGGGAACUCGCCAAAACCGUCGUCAUUCCCGACGCCAGCUCAGCCGGCGUCGUUCCCGGGACCGAAGAAACCGUAGCAGAGACCUAUGCCGAUGGCGGUGUGAUUGGCAGAUGGAUCGUCCGUUGGGGCGAGGAUGGCAAUGGAACCUGCCGACAGGAGGGGAAGAUGAUUAGG
This is a messenger RNA of Punctularia strigosozonata HHB-11173 SS5, 525 nucleotides long. RefSeq lists its product as uncharacterized. The record is from RefSeq and is a predicted model, not a curated record. The transcript is spliced from 2 exons. Gene Ontology annotation, cellular component: mitochondrial membrane. Gene Ontology annotation, biological process: mitochondrial proton-transporting ATP synthase complex assembly. The annotation marks the transcript as partial. NCBI's taxonomy places the organism in Eukaryota, Fungi, Basidiomycota, Agaricomycetes, Corticiales, Punctulariaceae.